Molecule: messenger RNA, 438 nt
Organism: Orcinus orca (killer whale)
Lineage: Eukaryota; Metazoa; Chordata; Mammalia; Artiodactyla; Delphinidae
Product: leucine-rich repeat-containing protein 37A3-like
Exons: 5
Coding region: 1-438 (145 amino acids)
Source: RefSeq, a predicted model, not a curated record
AUGGAUGUUACACUUCAACCUCUGAAUUUGGAACUUACCAACACUCCAGAGUCCACUACAGAAGGUGAAUUUCCUACAGCUCAGCAGGAGGCCCUGGCUCCACCUCUUGAGCAUAAUGAGGAGACAGAACCUUCUCCAACCCAGCACAACCCAGCAGAAGACCCCAGCUCAGCUUUCAGAGUGGAGAUAGAACCUUUUGCAACCCUGCAGGAGCAACCAGCUCAGCCUCCAGAGCCUUCUUCAGGGGAGGUGGAACCUACUCCAACUCAACAAGAACAGCCAGCUCAACCUCCAGAGCAUGAUGAAAUGACAGUUUCACCUCCAAGUCACCCUCAGGCUCAGCAUUCAAACUUAUCCAGUGUCGCUGUCAAACCUGCAGAUGUGGAGCUUACCAUAACAAAAGAACCACUCCAGAGAAUUUUCUACAACACAGCAUGA